This is a messenger RNA of Ahaetulla prasina, 3965 nucleotides long. Its product is annotated as claudin-17-like. Gene Ontology annotation, biological process: bicellular tight junction assembly; cell adhesion. Lineage: Eukaryota; Metazoa; Chordata; Lepidosauria; Squamata; Colubridae. Bases 1889 to 2527 code for a protein of 212 amino acids. The transcript has a single exon. Gene Ontology annotation, molecular function: structural molecule activity. Gene Ontology annotation, cellular component: bicellular tight junction; plasma membrane. The record is from RefSeq and is a predicted model, not a curated record.
GGAUUUUUGCUACCAGUUCUCCGAACCACCCGCUGCCAUUGCUACCGGAUCGGUUGAUCCAGUCCGAACCAGGAGCAUUUCACCCCUGCUCUGAAAUACCCAGUGAUAUUGGGACUGGAUCUAUUUGCCCUCUACACUGAUUGGAACUGACCUCAGAGGAAGAAGGAAAUCCUCAUGAAACUAUAUUCUCCAUUCCUAACUUCCCAAACUGAUCCAGAAGAUCAUAACUGAAAGGCCACUGAAAGAUCAAGGAAGGCCAGAAUGGAUGUAUCACUCCCAUCCUGAACUCAUUAGAGGUUAUUGAUAAAUGUGAUCUAUGUCAUCUCCAUGUUAUAACUUGGCCUGAAACCCAACUGAAAUGGGUCUAGAUUAUCAGUUUUCCCUGGGGCUUUUGGAACUGCAAGAUGAUGGCUUGCUCAAUCAUGGAAUUGUUGGUUUUCCUGAAGAAAGUACUAAGCUUAAUUCACCUCUAGUUGAUAGCAUAUUUUAGCAAUUAGUAGGAAAACUACCUUUUUCAGAUGAUACACAGAUAUUGUCAGUGUACAAUAAUAUUGAUCUAGAUGGAUCAAGUCUAACUGAAUAUCAGAUAACUUCUUACACUGAAUUGCACCAGUACUGUUUGAGUUUAUUGUAACUAUACAACAUGAGUAAAAAUUUAAAUACCAGUAAUCAAAAUCAAAUAUUACACUUCGACAUGCUGAGAGUUAGAAUUCUUAACUGAUAUUGGCUCACUUUAAUUACUUUUUUAAUUUGAUGAAAUAUGCAAAUCAGUAGUAAUAUAACUCUUAUGUUGAUGAAGGUAAACUAAUUGUCAACUAAUUUAAUCAGAGAACUUGGUAACUCUGAUUUCUAAACAAACAAAUCAGACUUAAAAAUUUCUAGUAAGCAAAAGACUUUGGGGGAAAGAACCUUUCACCUCAGCCAUACUUUUUUAUUUGUGACAUGUUGCCUACAAGUAGAUCCGAUCUCUUAAUAUUCAUCAGAUAGAUUGAAAAACAAAAGAAGAAGAUGUGGGUAGAGGCUGCCAUAAUAUUGUGUUGCUAAAAAAAAAAAGAUUACCGCAAUAUUUCCAUAAUUGCUGAGCUUUAACUUCCAAUAAAUAAUCUCAAGUUGCCAAAACAUUACCAGGACUUUAUAGACAUCUGGAUGCACAGGGCUUCACCAGAGCUUCAGUUCAUUAACUUCAGGAUCUAUUCAUCUUGUUUUUACUUAUCUGUGUUAAAAGAACUGCUUAAGCAAUGUAAUUCAUUGAUUUGGAGAAUUAUCAGAGCAUAGCUUGAAAAAGACCUUCUGCUCACAAUAUUGUUUACUAAUUACUAAUUCAUUACUAAUUUCAUAACUAAUGGAUGAAAACAGGGACCCUCAGUGUGUCUACAUCAAUAAUUCACAUUCAUAUAUUCCUUGAAACAUUACCAAAUAUCCUAAAUCCAGCCUUUGAUUUUUGUCAUCAACUUGUAAAUCUAUUUUAGCAGACAGAACACCAAGUUCAUUUUACCCAUUAUAUUUUGACACUGAUGCAAUCAUUAUUGUUGUAGAAUAAUUAUCAGCACUAUAGUUAGAACCAAAUCAUUUAAUUAUAGUCUUGUAGAAACAUUGAAAUUCAAAAAAGCAUCAACGUCAGGUAUAAGUUAGACUCACCCUUCCCAAGGAUAUGAUUUGCUCCCCAGGUAUUAGGACUUGCUUUUGUAGACUCUUAGAAGAGAUAUAUAGCAGUUUCCUCCGAGUAGGCAGAUGUCAUCUGAACUCUUCACUGGUAUAGAUGGAGACGAUCUUAAAUUCAUCGGACCCAGGAGGAAAUCUUGAAUACAUUGCCAACUUUUCAGAGGAAUGAAGAUCUUCUUUAGAAAGAAUAUUCUGGCUGUUGCUUUUCUGGGCACAAUUUUCUGAGAUGGCUUUUUGUCCGGUACAAAUGAUGGCUUGGCUGCUUGGGAUUGUUGGCAUGUUUGGAACGGUUAUUGUCACCCUGAUGCCUCAGUGGAAAGUGUCAGCCUUUACAGGAAACAACAUCAUAGUCUUUGAGACUAUUUGGGAAGGCUUGUGGAUGGUAUGUGUCAGUCACAUCAAGAAUUAUCAGUGCGAAUUCUACAAAUCCAUUCUGGCCCUUCCACCUUUGUUAGAUGCCGCCAGAGGAUUAAUGUGCACAGCUUGUGCGCUGUCAGUUAUUGCUUGUCUGACUGCUUUUGCUGGCAUGAAAUGCAUUCAAAGUCCAGGAAAUAAUGAACAAGUCAAAAGAAACAUUUUAUUCACAGCUGGAGCAAGUUUUUUCCUGGCUGGGGUUUUUGUGCUGAUUCCUGUUUCCUGUAUUGCCAACGAUAUCAUCGAGAAUUUUUACAAUCCAGAAAUCCAAGCUGCUCGGAAACGUGAAUUGGGAGCUGCUCUCUAUUUAGGCUGGAUCUCAGGUGCAUUUCUAAUCUGUGGAGGAAGCAUGUUUUGUGGUUUCUGCUGCUGUCCUGAAGAACCUGAAAUACAUCAGCAUUCAGCACCAUGCAGCCAAAUCAAGCCUAUGGCAAUGCGUUCCUAUGUAUGAUUCCUUAAGGUCUGCAUCCUGUACUUGCUGGGACGAAGAAAUUAAUUUGGGGGUCCUAACUUUAAAUCCAGGACAAUACAGUUAUGUAUAUCCAAUCAAUACCACUCAUUUAUAGAAACAGAUUUCCAUCUAGGAGUAUGGAACUUCUUUGGGCACUUCCUUUACUUAGCAAUGCAACAUGUAACAGUAUGAAGACAUUGUAUUUGCCGCAAAAGUGUCAGACUAUGUCCAUAAGGUAUUGUGUUUUCAAAGAAAGAAAAUUAGAUUCAAUUUGUUUUUUCCUAUUUUUGAAGUUCUCUUGAUCAGGAUGAAUGUUAUCACAUUUUGAUGUGAAAUGCAUGCUUAUAUAAAGAUAGUGGGAUACACACACACACAUACACACACACACACCCCUUUCAGUUACAUUGAAGCAUUUGUGCUUUCACAUGUUGAAACCUGAAAGCUUGCAGAUGAAUUUUAAAUCUGCUGAAAUUUCCUUCCUUUCAAAAUACUCUUGCUGAAUUUUUAGGAAAAAUCUACUAUAUUAUAGUUAAUAUCUAUUUUCUUUGUUUUUUCUUUUUAAUUUAUUAAUGUGAAAAGUAAAAAGUUUAUCAAGCCCUGAUUUAGUUUUUUUCUGACCUAAGAAUCCCUAGAUCUGUGGAUUUUAACUCCCAGGCAUAUGAAACUAACAUACCCAUUGCUAAGAAUUAUGGUUGUUAAUGCAGCUGAAAGGACCUAGGUUAGGGAAAAUUGGCUAAAUGGGUCACAAUAUUUUGCUAAUAUUUCUGUUUGAUGGGUCAUGAUUAGUUCAAAAAACACAGAGGAAACACAAAGGAGGUCAGUGUAUAAGAAUGGCCAGUACAACUUUAACAGAGAGAACAAUUGCAGAGCAAGUGUAUUAAAGAAAUGCAUUAAUUUUAAAAUUUGACAAAACUUAAUAAACGGGAAAAAGAUAUUAAAGAGUGUCCUUGUUGUAAGAGAUUUGAUUUUGUAUGUUAUGCCUGAUUAUAUUUCUUUCCUAAGUUCUAUUUGCUAAAUGACACCUCUUACAUAAAUAUAUGAGUAAAGGCCUGGGAUCUGGUGAAUAAAAAACCUUCGAGUUUCUGGAAAAGUACAAUUUUUGGUGCAGUGUAAAUUAUUAUUGGAUUUUCCCAGUUUUUGCCAAGAAACUUAUAGUGUGGCUUUCAGCAUUUGCCUGAUCAAUGUUCAACAAAUUUUUGUAUAACCUAUCUUUGUGAUUCUGUUCAGGACAAAAUAAAUACAUAUUAUGACGAAAAAGUUAAUAUAAACUACUAGCUCUAAUAGUAAAGUUUCCUGUCUGUCUGUCAGUCAGUCUAUCUGUCUGUCUCCAUCUCUCUCCAGGUUACUGUACAACCUAAAUUGAAAAUAUACACAAACCACACACUAUAUAUUACAGCACCUAAAUUAUGACCUUCUACAAGGUAAAGGUUUCCCUUGC